UGACAAAACAAACUCGUGGACGGCGAUGACAGACGGGGAGCGCCAGAAGCAACAGACAUGGGUACCCUGAGGUGCUGUAAGCAACUAUCAGCAGCACUCACAAAGACCGUCUUGCAGGAAAAUGCGGGAUUUGCUAGAACAGCCCGUUGGAUUCCCAGAGCUCGACAUAACGCGCAACACCGCAGUCGGAGUUUCGCAGCAAGUUUCGCGUCGUGCCGGGCUUGGCGUCACCGCUCUGCCCGGCACUUCGGCGCAAGAAGAUGCUAUUCCGAGCUGUCUGACUGCCGCGACUCACCGAGGAGCACCGACGAGCUUCCAGAGGGAAUUAUAGACGAGACGGAGACCGACAGCAGCGAAACAAGCCAAAGUCAAAAAUCCCUGGAGGGUUUCACUCUCGACGUGCUGGUGUCUCUACUACGUCAAGAAAAUGCAGUGGACAUCUGUGUUAUCAAGGUCUCAGAGCAGCUGAAAUACGCCAAUUACUUUAUCGUUGUCAGUGGCGUUUCACCCAGACACCUUCGUGCAAUGGCGUUUUAUGCCGUCAAAGUGUACAAAUAUCUGAAGACGAAUGAGGACGUACAUAUCAAGAUGGAGGGGGAAGCUACCGAAGAUUGGAUGUGCAUUGACUUUGGAAAGAUGGUGGUUCACUUCAUGCUACCAGAGACCAGAGAGAAGUACGAACUGGAGAAACUGUGGACCCUUCGCUCUUACGAUGAGCAGUUGAAGAGUAUCCCACCUGAGGUUUUACCGGAAGACUUCUUUUAUGGUUUGGAAGUCACUAAAUGAUGACAAAGGGCAAAUUGUAUUGCAAAGACUAAAACACCCGUCGGCGAUGGGGUGCAUCCUUUUCCCAAAGUCGUGACAUUGUCGGCCAUGAGAUGAACGUUUGGAUUGAAAAUAAAAGCUGUUAGAGAUGUAUGAGACUAAUUUAGAUUUGAUAAGUAUUACAUGUAAAUGCGUUAACUGUCCACUGUGACCGGGACUGUUUUUGUCAAUACGUGACAGCAUGCUGAAUAUGGGGAAGUGAAUAACCUAGUUGGAUUUUUAUUGUAUAAUUGAUUAAGUUUAAUAAAUCUAGCAUGCAUAGAGUGAAUUAGAUUGCUUAUUUCUAACAUGCAAGUCAUCUCAUCGGCAUUAUCUUCUGACAUUGCAACUCCUUUCUUUUCAUCAUACUUAGCCAGUAGGUGGCAUCAGAUGUUAUCAGGUAAAUAAUAAUUUGUUGCCCAGGGACUGCUGGGAUAGGCUCCAGCAUCCCCGUGACCCUGAGUUUGGAUAAUGGAUGAAUGAAUCAUUUGUUGCAUUUUUCAAAUAUUGCUGAGGAAUAUCUAAUCCACUGAAAACAUUUUUUGUUUGUUUGUUUUUUUUGGAAAAAUAAUGUUCCAUAGCUUUGCGUUCAAGCUUAAAUGCCUCAUUGUCCUCAAACAAAAUCUGUGAUGGAAGUAAGAUGACAGGAUUAUUUCUGGAUUUCUCUAAAACAGCCAUGUGAAUAGCCUGAGGUUUGUGUUGGGUACUGGCAAGCAAUGAUGGAUUGAGAGUCCAUCCAUCCAUCCAUACAUCCAUACAUCCAUCCAUUAUCUGAACUGCUUAUCCUGCUCUCAGGGUUGUGGGGAUCCUGGAGCCUAUCCCAGCAGUCACUGGCCGGCAGGUGGGGGGACACCCUGGAUAGGCCGCCAGGCCAUCACGGGGCCCACACACAUACACAUUCACAUCUAGGGACAAUUUAGUGCAAUAAAGUAAUUUUAAAUAAAAUAAUUGAAAUAGCAACAUAAAAAUAAAAAUAAAAUUAAACAAUAAUAAAUAAAUAAUAACAAUAAAAAGAAUUCAGAUUUUUAAUAAAAUAAUUUUCCAAAUAUAAUAUAAAUCCAAAUAUAUAUUUGGAUUGAGAGUAUUGGGAGAAAAUUAAAUUACCUGAAGAACAUUAAUCCGAAAUACUUAAUUUUCCUUCAGGAGGGGUCGGUAGUGUUGGACACACUGAGGAUGACCUCAGCUUGGCACACAGGAAGUUUCACCUUUUGUUAAUAACGUCAGACCUUGUAGUCUUAAUCCAGAAACUGUCAUUUCACCGCCAGACAACUGAAUGAAUGAACCACUAACAGACAGAAGCCUUAAAUUACAAGCCGGGUUCCCACACAUUGUAGAAAAUCUUAAAAUGUAUAAACUAGUUUUCCAAUCAUGGAAAACACACCUGGAAAGUGAUCAAAUUUAUCCCAUUUUUCCUGGAAAUAUUAUUAAUGUCGUGAAAAAUUGUAAAGUUAACUUACAAAAUUGUGUGUAAGUUUGGGCAAUAGGUUCAGCAAACAGCUAAGACACCCAGUCCAUUUUCGAGACUGUUGAGCUCUCCACGGAUGGUUAAUGCGAGGGUCUAAGGACAUGAUAUUGUGUUACUGUACUGGGCUAUACAAAUAAAAUUGA
This is a messenger RNA of Lampris incognitus (smalleye Pacific opah), 2412 nucleotides long. RefSeq names its product mitochondrial assembly of ribosomal large subunit 1 (gene malsu1). Lineage: Eukaryota; Metazoa; Chordata; Actinopteri; Lampriformes; Lampridae. The coding region runs from base 58 to 786 and encodes 242 amino acids. Gene Ontology annotation, biological process: negative regulation of ribosome biogenesis; negative regulation of translation. The record is from RefSeq and is a predicted model, not a curated record. The transcript is spliced from 4 exons. Gene Ontology annotation, molecular function: ribosomal large subunit binding. Gene Ontology annotation, cellular component: mitochondrion.